Messenger RNA from Ostrinia nubilalis (European corn borer), 2237 nucleotides. Its product is annotated as photoreceptor-specific nuclear receptor-like. Bases 128 to 1462 code for a protein of 444 amino acids. Gene Ontology annotation, biological process: cell differentiation; positive regulation of transcription by RNA polymerase II; anatomical structure development. Lineage: Eukaryota; Metazoa; Arthropoda; Insecta; Lepidoptera; Crambidae. The transcript has 11 exons. The record is from RefSeq and is a predicted model, not a curated record. Gene Ontology annotation, molecular function: RNA polymerase II cis-regulatory region sequence-specific DNA binding; zinc ion binding; nuclear receptor activity.
CGUAUUUAACUCAUUCGUGGAAUCAAACUCGCAGUGUUAAACAAUUUGUAAUGGACAGUUAAAAAGUACUUACUGAAACAAGUGAAUAGUGAAAAAUAUAUAAAAAAUCACUUUAAAUUGAGAAAUAAUGGAAAUAGCACAAACUCCUCUGCAGUUAACACAAGAUCAUCAGGAUGGGAGAAUGGCAGACGACAACACCUCCCCCCUCCGAUGGUCACCUCCCACAUCGGCCGCUCUGGUGGCCGCAGCCCUAGCACCACCAGCGCUGAGACCCUGGUUGCCAGACCCGCCUACGAAGAAGGCGAACCACUUGGGUUUGGUCUGCGUAGUCUGUGGUGACACCAGCUCCGGCAAGCACUAUGGAAUCCUGGCCUGCAACGGCUGUAGCGGCUUCUUCAAGCGAUCAGUCAGACGGAAACUUAUUUACAGAUGUCAGGCCGGUACCGGGAGGUGCGUGGUGGACAAGGCUCACCGAAACCAGUGCCAGGCGUGCCGGCUGAAGAAAUGCCUCGCCAUGGGGAUGAACAAAGAUGCGGUGCAGAAUGAGCGGCAGCCUCGAAAUACAGCUACCAUCAGGCCGGAGGCUCUGAGGGAUAUGGAUCAAGAGAGAGCGCUGAGGGAGGCCGCAGUUGCUGUAGGAGUUUUCGGUCCCCCAGUAUCCCUGGCCAUGGCGCUAUCCCCGGCGCGCUACCCGCUGCUGUCGCCGCACUACGCGCCGUUGCCGCCGCCGCCGCCGGACUCGUCGCACGAGCCCGCUGCCGACUCCAACCGCCACAGUGACAGCGACGAUGACAGCAUCGACGUGACGAACGAAGAAGACUCCACGUCGUACUCCCCGCCAUCUGUCGCGAGCUACCCUCAAAGCUGCGUACCUUAUAGACCUUUGGGAGUAGAAAGUGCAGCAGAAACGGCAGCCAGACUGCUGUUCAUGGCAGUAAAAUGGGCUAAAAACCUGCCGUCCUUCGCCAGUCUUGCGUUUAGAGAUCAGGUCAUCCUCCUAGAAGAAGCGUGGUCGGAGUUGUUCCUUCUCAACGCCAUCCAGUGGUGUCUACCACUAGACGCAGCUUGCGCAGCGCUCUUUGGCAGCGACCAGACUGACCAAGAGAACGGCAUCAACUCGGCAGCGCUCCGACGUCUUCGGGAAGUCUUAGCGCGGUACAGAGCUGUUCUGGUGGACCCAGCCGAGUUUGCCUGCAUGAAGGCCAUAGUUUUGUUUAAAUCUGAAACACGAGGCCUCAAAGACCCCCUCCAGAUCGAGAACCUCCAGGAUCAAGCUCAAGUGAUGCUGAUGACCCACGCGAGGACCGCCCAUGGUACUGCCCCCGCCAGGUUUGGAAGACUUCUGUUACUUCUGCCACUUCUACGUCUAGUCAGCCCGCAGCAGUUGGAGAAGGAGUUCUUCUCGAAGACUAUUGGGCAGACGCCGAUGGAGAAGGUAUUGGCUGAUAUGUAUAAAAAUUAGAGGUAAAAUAUGAUCAGAGUGGAGACAUUUCUUUUUCUUAUUCUGCCAGUUUUAUGCAGUGGAGAAGUGUUAAAACAUGGUUAGCGAGGAGGUAGUGCUUUUCUUCUGUCAGUCCUUUGCAAUGGAGAAGUUCUUUAAGGAUAGGACAGAAGCCAUUAGAGAUUGUCCUGGCAAUCUUGCUUCUUUCUUUUAUGAUUUAAAGGGGUUGUUCAAAGACAGGUUACUUAUGUGAUGAUACUUAUUACCUAUCUUCAUUCUUCUGCCAGUCCUAUGUAGUAAUGAAGUUCUUCUCCGAGAACAGAAAUAGACAAUUAGGGUGGUCGAAAAUGAAUCAGUGGUACAGAGUAAACCACGUAAAAUAACUUACUACCUGCCUUCUUUUUCUCUUGGUUGAAUGACUGGAGUUUUUGCUUCUUCUUUUGUUAUUGAUAAGACGAAGUUAAAAUUUAAACUAGUCGGUUAUUUAACUUGGUAUUCAAUUAAUGUAAAUAGUUUCGCUUAGAUUUUAAUAAAUGGCCUCAAAUUGUUGGUUAUUCAUUUAAAUAAGAUCAUUGUAAAAAUAUUAAAUAAGUAAUACUUAGGUAAGUAAGUGUAGAUAUUGGUGUAUGUGAAUUGUAUCUUAAAAGAUUUGCCUUCUUCCUUUUUGAAAUCAUGGAAACUAACUUUUUUAUCUGAUAUUAAAAAAGCUUCGCGAAUUUGUUUUAAUUACUUAGGUAUUGAGUCCUAAUUAGUUUUAAAGUACUAAUUUAAUAAGUGUAAAGUAAAAAUACAUAGU